Messenger RNA from Punctularia strigosozonata HHB-11173 SS5, 1409 nucleotides. Its product is annotated as DEAD-domain-containing protein. The coding region runs from base 39 to 1229 and encodes 396 amino acids. Lineage: Eukaryota; Fungi; Basidiomycota; Agaricomycetes; Corticiales; Punctulariaceae. Gene Ontology annotation, molecular function: ATP binding; RNA helicase activity; mRNA binding. The transcript is spliced from 9 exons. Gene Ontology annotation, cellular component: nucleolus; catalytic step 2 spliceosome. The record is from RefSeq and is a predicted model, not a curated record.
CUCGGUUGACUUGAGACUAUCACCUCUGCCCGCACUUCAUGUCUGGAAUAAACGCUGGCGACGAGAAACUCGUCUUCGAAUCGUCGGAGGCAGUCUCUGUCGUUUCAACUUUCGAUGACCUAGGACUGAAGGAGGACCUCCUACGUGGUAUCUACGCUUACAACUUCGAAAAACCCUCCGCCAUCCAGCAGCGCGCCAUCCUCCCCAUCAUCCAAGGCCGCGACGUAAUUGCCCAAGCGCAGUCCGGUACCGGUAAAACCGCCACCUUCUCCAUCUCCAUCCUUCAAUCCAUCGAUGUCACCGUCCGCGAAACGCAGGCGCUCGUUCUGUCUCCGACGCGCGAACUGGCGACCCAGAUUCAAUCGGUCGUGCUCGCCCUCGGCGACUACAUGAACGUUCAGUGUCACGCAUGCAUUGGCGGCACGUCCAUCGGCGAGGAUAUCAGGAAGCUGGAAUACGGGCAACACGUCGUGUCCGGAACGCCAGGACGAGUGUUCGACAUGAUCCGCCGGAGGAGUCUUCGCACCAGAAACAUCAAAAUGCUCGUACUGGACGAGGCGGACGAGCUUCUCAACAAGGGCUUCAAGGACCAGAUAUACGACGUCUACCGGUACCUUCCCCCCGCGACACAGGUCGUGUUGCUCAGUGCGACGCUCCCUUACGAUGUGCUCGAGAUGACCACGAAGUUCAUGACCGACCCCAUUCGGAUCCUCGUGAAGCGUGAUGAAUUGACUCUGGAGGGAAUCAAGCAGUUCUUCGUCGCCGUUGAGAAGGAAGAUUGGAAAUUUGACACCCUAUGCGACCUUUACGAUACCCUCACCAUUACGCAAGCUGUGAUCUUCUGCAACACCAGGAGAAAGGUAGACUGGCUAACGGAGAAGAUGCGGGCCGCGAAUUUCACGGUCUCGUCCAUGCACGGCGAGAUGGUUCAGAAGGAGCGAGACGCGAUCAUGGCGGAAUUCCGUGGUGGAACAUCGCGUGUACUCAUCACCACCGACGUCUGGGCGCGUGGUAUCGAUGUUCAACAGGUUUCGUUGGUUAUCAACUACGAUUUGCCAUCAAAUCGUGAAAACUACAUUCACCGCAUCGGUCGUUCCGGCCGUUUCGGACGCAAGGGUGUAGCAAUCAACUUCGUCACUGUGGAAGACGUCAAAAUCCUUCGUGACAUAGAGCAGUUCUACAGUACUCAGAUCGACGAGAUGCCGGUGAACGCCGCCGAGCUUAUCUGAGCUUGUGCGGUCCCGUCUGCAUGCCAUCUUGUAUUUUAUGGGUAAUGUUUCGGAAGCAUACCGUCUGUUGCGACUAGUGUUCCUUCACCGUACAUAUACUGCUCUGCCUGUAGUUCGGUAUUCAUGCAACCUUUGUCUACAUCCGCGGAAGACAAGCGUAGGCGAUAGAUCAAGUAGUUG